UUCAAAUCAACGAGAACAUCAACUACACACAUUCUUUCACACAACAAACCGUGACAAUGGGACAGCAAGCUUCAGUACCAACAAAAAUGCCUGCAACCACCGCGCCGGCGCAAACCGCCAAUGCAGCCGACGCCAACAAGCCCAAGCCCUGCUGUGUUUGCAAAGAUGAAAAGGCAGCUCGCGACGAGUGCAUGCUUUUCUCCAACGCCAAGGACCCAGCCGAGGAUUGCAAGACAAAGAUAGAACAGUACAAGAGCUGCAUGGCGGGCUUUGGAUUCAAGGUCUGAAAUGGGCCCUUUGCGCACCUAGAAAUCGGUCGGGCGAUCGAGGGGCAUAGACUGUACUAUACGAACGAGGGGCCACUAGAGCCGACCCAGUGUACCAACAAACUACCUGUAUCGAACGAACGGCUAAGACAUGAUAGACACGGCGUUUUUGUUUAGAAACUUUUGAACUCUAGAGGAGAGGCUAGCACUGCCUCCAUGCACUUUCACAGUCCUCCAAAUGCUUAGACGG
This is a messenger RNA of Pyricularia oryzae 70-15, 516 nucleotides long. RefSeq names its product COX17 protein. Gene Ontology annotation, molecular function: copper chaperone activity; copper ion binding. Lineage: Eukaryota; Fungi; Ascomycota; Sordariomycetes; Magnaporthales; Pyriculariaceae. The record is from RefSeq and is a predicted model, not a curated record. The coding region runs from base 57 to 287 and encodes 76 amino acids. Gene Ontology annotation, cellular component: mitochondrial intermembrane space. Gene Ontology annotation, biological process: mitochondrial respiratory chain complex IV assembly. The transcript has 3 exons.